AUGACUCAGAUGCCUGCUGACUACCUGUCAACCACCAGCUCCUACAACUAUGAGCAGCCCCUUACCUCUGUGGCUCGGACAAGCACUGUCACCAAGGUACUCCCAGCCAAAAAAAUAACCUUCUUCAAGAGUGGAGACCCUCAGUUUGCAGGAGUCAAGAUGGCCAUCAACCAGCGAAGUUUCAAGAGCUUCAAUGCACUCAUGGAUGACCUCUCUCAUCGGGUCCCACUGCCAUUUGGGGUACGGACCAUCACUACCCCACGAGGAAUACAUUGCAUCAGUGAGCUGGACCAACUAGAGGAUGGAGGGUGUUACCUUUGCUCUGACAAGAAAUAUGUCAAACCUAUUAGCAUUACUUCUGGGGGACACAGGCCAGGCCCUCCGCGAAAUGGUCGUCCCUCCAGUACCUUGAGAAGAGCAGCUCAGGAGGGCAAGCUUGAAGAUUAUUCCACACCUUUCACUCAGCAUGGCCCCAGAAUACCAAAGAAGAUCACACUAGUUAAGAAUGGAGAAAGUGGUUUUCGUCGUUCAAUCAUCUUGAACCGCAGAAAUGCCAGGAGUUUCAAAACACUCCUGGAUGAGAUUUCUGAGAUCCUGCAGUUCCCAGUGAAGAAGCUCUACACUGUUGAUGGGAGGAAGAUUGACAGCAUGCAGGCUCUGCUUCACUGCCCCAGUGUGUUGGUAUGUGUUGGUCGGGAGCCAUUUAAACCUGUACUGGUGGAGAAUUUGAGGAAACACUCAGUGGAGAAGCUGCCUAACCUGGCUCCCCGUUCCAACAGCAACAAUGUCAAAGAAAACAAUGAAAGUAAGAAAAACGUGGACUUUGGACUGAAAGCCAAAAAAAGUGUUAUCCAUCCACGAACAGCAUCAAGCAAUAGGUCAAUGAGAUUUUCUUUAUCAUCAGAAAAGUCGUAUCCUAAUGGUCUUGCUGCCUCACCAGACAAUGGUGUACCUUUCUCAAACAGUUGUUCGCACUCAAAACCUGGGGACCUGGUCCAUUCCUUGGUCAAUGAUGACAUAGAAAAACGGGUACAUGUGAACAAGGAUGGCAGCUUGUCUGUUGAGAUGAAAGUCCGCUUCCGCUUGCUAAAUGAUGAGACUUUGCAGUGGUCCACCCAGAUCAAAAAGUCCAAUCUGAUGAACCAGAUGCCUUGUGAAGAGUCAAGUGUAGGGGAGGACAAUGGAGUACACCCCAUAGAGAAAAUGAACCCAGAAGCCAGCUCAGAGGCAGAUGAGUCAUUAUAUCCCUGUGAUAUUGAUUCUUACAUGUCGAAACUUGAGGAAUCAGAAUAUGAUGAGGCUCAUUGUCAUAGCUGUGGAAAGAAACACCAGGACUAUGACAUUUGGAGAAACCCCAUGCACACAUCACAUAGGGAAGAGCCCAGUGUACAAAGCAGCUGGCACACACGGUCAUCAUGCUCCAGCACAUCUUCCCGAAGGAGAGUCGUCCACAAAAAAAUGGCUUCUGUGGAUAGCCUCCACACCACAUCCAGUGAGGAAUACUCUGAGCACAUUGUGCAAGAGUCCUCAUCCUACUCAGAGACUAUAGAGAACAGAGUAGCAUAUCGAUCCAUUAAAAAGUGCAUGUGUCGAAGUGAUUUGUCAACAGGUGCUUCCAAUGGAGAAGACCAGCAAGAAUACACUCGAACAAGCACGAGCAACAGUCAGAGACCUUCAUCCUUGGGUUUAAUGUCACAUUCAAGCUGUGAAAACAACCUGGAUACUCAAGAAACCCCUGAAGACCAUGAGGCUAGCAAAACCAAUUCACAAAAUGAAGAUGAAACUUGUUUUGAAGUCUCCUCUGUGAAGUGCUUAAAGGAUGAUGGGGAAGAGGUUGAAAGCAGCAGAGUUGGGAGUGCCAUGUCAAGGUCAUCUCUGCAGUCCAGAAAGAGCAAGAGGAAUGUAUGUGAGGAAACAAGUAGCGUGGAUAGAAGCAUGUCCUCCUCAAGCCUUCAGAAGGCAAAUCAAGACAACAACAGUAGGUCUUCCACUCCUGCCAAUAGUGUACACAGCAAGUCUAGUAACUGUACUGCACCAAGAACAAAGAGUGAACAGGAUGACCAUUCUGAUGACAAUGCAGUGAUCUCCUCACUCUCCAAUGAUCUGAGAUCAUGCAGCAGGACAUCCAAUUACUCCAAAAGCUCAUGUGAAAUCAAAAAGAAGUCUGUUGGAGACCCUGUGUCUCAUAAGUCAGGAUCUUUUCAUUCAAAUAUUUCAUCUGUUAGUGAAACAGAGGCAAAUGCAGGUUUUAAAGAGGAGAAAAGCUUGAAAAGUACCACCAAUGGCUACAGUGAAUCCUCAAAAAGCUCAAAGAAGAGAAGCCAUAGAGAAGAAAAUAGCAAAUCAUCAUCUGUCCACUCAAGUGUUUCGAGCCCUAAUGGAAAAGCUGGAGAGGGUCAUUCUAAGAUUAAUUCAGAGACCCUUUCUUCAAGACAUGGAAGUAUGAGUGAGAGUGCAUGUUCAAAAUUUGACCAUUUAGCUGAGACUGGGAUUAAGAAUGGAAAUACUGCAAGUGUGUCUUCAAGAGUCUCAUCAAAGUCAGAAAUAAAAGAUAAAUGCUUGUUAGCACAUAUAUCCCAGGAAAGUGAUGAUAGAUACUCACGAUCAAAUGUAUCUAAGUAUUCAAAAUCAAGGCAGAUAAAAACUGGAAACCUUCAUGUGGAGAUGUCAAACUCCAGCCAAGCAUCCUUGCCUGACACUGCGUCAGUAUGCAGUAUGCAUUGCCCCGCCCCACCAAAAGGGAAGCCAAACAGCAAAAAAAUUCGUUCAACCAUGUUCAAGAAUUCCUCCAUUAGCAGCAUAGGUACUGCAUCAGUGAUGACCCCACGAAAACAGCAGAAAGAAAUUGUCGAUUCCUCCAAAGCAACUUCCUAUGGGUCUAAAUCAGCUGCAGCUGAAAUAGAUGAUGAGAAGAGUAAAGAGAUUGAUGGUGCUUGCAAUAAAAAAGUGGUGGAAGAGUUAGAAGGGAUGGACAUGCAGGAAGAAGAGAGUGAAUUAGUGCCAUCUACUCUACCAAAUACAUCUCCAGAAGAGGUUGUGCAAGAAUGGCUGAGUAAAAUCCCUUCAGAAACAUUGCUUAUGAAAUAUGAAAUGGAAGAUAAUGUAGAAGAGGAAUGUAUGGAAGCAACCACUGAGGUAUCAUACUGCACAAAUGCUGAGGAAACCACAGAGGAUGAAAAAGCUGAGAAAAAGAAGGAGGAGGCUGAAAAUGAGGCAAAGGAUGAAGCAGGAAAAGAGGCAGCAGAAAGUACAGCUAUUAAUGAAGAGGCUGAAGAAUGUGUAGAUCAGGAACAAAUCUCUGAGGCUGUGUCUGAAGCUGACAAAGCUGACCAGGCAGAAUGCAGCCAGUCAGCUACAUCCCAACAAAACAGCAACAGAAGAGACCUUCCAACCACUCUUCAGACUUCGGUCCAGAUCAUGAAGGCCUUACUUAGUUCAAAACAUGAAACAAAAUUUGACCGAUCAAACAGUUUGCCUGAAGUGUCCCCUACUAUGGGGAGGAAACUGAGUAACUCUGCCAGUAUUCUGAUUACUUGUCUUGCCAGUCUCCAGCUCCUUGACGAAGAGUCAGAAGGUCCAUCAGAUAAAUCAAAAUAUUUGAAUAAACCAAGGUAUAUGGAGCUGCUAAAUGUUUUUCAAGCCCUGUGGUUUGGAUGCAUACCUGAAAAAAGUGUCCCAAUUUCAGAUCAAGAAGCUUGUGAACAGGCAAAGACAGCCUCUGGGUUUAAAGCUCCCAAAUCUGUAGAUUAUGACUUCACUCCCAUGUCCUCUUCUGGGGUUGAUGUUAACAGUGGUUCUGGUGGCUCAGUGGAAGAGAAUACAGCUGGUGCCAGAGAUUGCACUUUAGUGGCACAGAAAACUGCUGAAUUCAAAUCAUCUGCACAAGUGGAAAAUGUAGAGACUGGCACUGAACUGGCUGAGGCUGAGGAGCAAAGUAAAAAGGAAGAGCAGUCAUCCCGACCUUCAACAGCCUGCUCAAAAUCAAAAGCUGAGGAAAAAGCACAGUCUACUAGAGAGAACUCUCUAAUUCAAGAAGCAGAAGAGAAUAAGGAAGACCAGUGCAGUAAUUGUGAACAUGGUCAGGAGGAAGAGGGAGAAAAUGAAGACAAAGAAAACAGCAAAUUAACUGAAAAUGGAGAACAAGAAGAAGCUGAAGUUGUGAAUGAUGAACUCCCAAAAGAAAAUCUUGAAGAAGAAGCUGAUCAGCUAGCCGCUACUGACAAUACAAAUGUUGAUGAUACUGACUGUGGAACAGAGCUGAAAGACGAUUCGGAAGAGAAGCUUGAGAAAGAGUCUCCAAAUGACCCAGAACCCAAAGUUGAUACAGUCACCAGUGUGGGCACAUCCUUUGUUCAGCAAAACUCAAUGGAUCCAGACCCAGUUUGGGUCCUUAAGCUACUCAAGAAAAUUGAGAAGGAGUUCAUGGCUCACUAUGUCAAUGCCAUGAAUGAGUUCAAAGUCAGGUGGAACCUGCAGAACAACCAGCAGAUGGAUGAAAUGAUAUUGGAACUGAAGGAAGAAGUGAGUAAAAGGAUACAAAAAAGCAUAGAGAAGGAGUUGAGAAAGAUCAAAACCAGAGCAGGGAAGAAGCUGCCAAGACCUCCGGAUGAACCUCUCAGACGUGAGUCAACACUCCAAACUGAGCAGAGGAGACUGCGAUUGCAAACUAUGCAUAAAAAGUCACACUUCAGUGACAAGAAUGGAAACCAGACUAGGCUAGAAGACACAUCAGACUUAUCUUUUGAUGUAGAUAAGGAUAUAGCAUUUAGUGAAGCUUUUGAGGCCAGUAUUAGUAAACAAACAAGCAAGGAGGAAUACUGCCCUUGUGACUCUUGUGUGAGGAAACAAAUGGCUUCCAAACCCACAAGAAAUACAGUGGUGGUCACCAAUGCCCCAGUCAUGAAAGCAUUUGAUUUACAGCAAAUCCUGAGAUUAAAGAAAAAUUAUAAUGAGGAAGCCUGUGUCUCAGAAGCAGCCCAAGACAACAAAACAACUCCCAGUAGUUCUGUGGAAGAAGCAACAGAAAAUGGCAAUCCAAAUGAGGGGAAUGAUGAGGGUGAAAUGGAAGUGGAGGGCAAUGAAGAAAAGGAGCCAGAAUUAAAUGAAGUGGGCAGCUCAGUGUUGAAUGGAGGUGAAGGGUCUGAAAUAUCAGAAAAUAAAAACUGUGAGGAAACUGAAGCAGAAGCUGACAAUGAAGCUGAAGAAGAGGAUGAGGACAUUGGGGCUGAUGAUGAGGAAGAGACAUCUGAAUGCAGAGGAGAUGCUGAUGGCUCUGGAGCUGUCAACAGUCCUGAAGGAGAUGCUGCAGAAGGAAGUGAAAAAGCUGAGCAGCAUGAAGCUGAAGCAGAGGAAGAUGCAAAUCCAGAAUCAGAUGAGAUGAGUUCAGCUGAGGAGGAAAAUAACAGUGAAGGAGAGGACAAAUAUGAUGAUAAUUUUGAGAAGCCUACUAGUGAUGACCCUGACAAGACACAAAAAAAACAAAAAGUGAAAGGUAACAAGGUUUCUCAGAGAGCCUUAAAGGCCAAAGAAAGAAAAAGCAAUAAAAAAACAAAGCUGAACAAAGCAGCUGCCUUUUCUUGUUAUUCUUCUGUAGGAAACUUUUCACAGCAAUCUCAGAAGGGGUCUGAAGACGAAGAUGAAGAAGAAUGCAAAGAUGACAGUAACUCCAUGAGCAAUCUUCCUAAUGGAGAAGUGAAAAGUGAUGAGAGCAGGAAACCCUCACAGAUGUAUCCUGACAGUGAGGAAGAAGAGGACAAAGCAUCUUCAUGCACUGAUCCUUUGGAAGACGAGGACCAGGCAGAGGCUGAAGGGGCAGAUCCAAAGGAGGUUGAAGAUAUUGAUAAAGUUCAGGCUUCUAAAAAGAAAGAAUACUCUAAUGAGAUUGGCCAGGAUGACCUGGACUUCUAG
Molecule: messenger RNA, 5907 nt
Organism: Melopsittacus undulatus (budgerigar)
Lineage: Eukaryota; Metazoa; Chordata; Aves; Psittaciformes; Psittaculidae
Gene: RP1L1
Product: RP1 like 1
Exons: 5
Coding region: 1-5907 (1968 amino acids)
Biological process (GO): axoneme assembly; retina development in camera-type eye; photoreceptor cell development
Cellular component (GO): axoneme
Source: RefSeq, a predicted model, not a curated record